AUGAAAAAAAGCCCAUCAAAGAAAAGCCCAAUUGGGCUAUAGUAAUUGCCCGAGGAUGGCACUAUCUUGCGCCAUCCUCGGGCAAUUCAAAAAUGGCCCCACACCGGGAAUUGAACUCACGUGCGGGGCCAUUUUUGGUUAGUGGAGAACAUCGACUUCCACGCACAAAAAAUGGCCCACACGUGGGUUCGAUUUCCGGGCGUGGAGCCAUUUUUUAAAUUGCCCGAGGAUGGCGCAAGAUAGCGCCAUCCUCGGGCAAUUAAAAUACACAUAGAAAUCAAGCCAAAGUCCCAAAACGAAGAUCUUGUGAAAGUCCUGUUUCCUAUCAUUACAUCAAGGGAAAGUUUGAAAACCUCAAAAAAUUAUAAGCUGGAAAAUAUCCUGAUGGGGCAGCAAUCCCAGAACAUUUUUGAUUUCGGACAUUUAUCAGAGCAUAAACGUUUUGGGAGCCUUGAGCACGAUCGGAUUCGAGAAUUAUUAAAAACAGAAAAGAAGCGUGACCAAGCUCGUUUAUCUUCAUUAAAGCCAACCCGAGACAUUUCUCACAUAAAGGACAAACAAUCUUUAAACUUAGAUUUAUUAAACGCAGUUGAGUUUCCUACAGAUCUUUUACAGUUAAAAGCUCUUUAUGAAAGUAGUGACACUCGAGGAGUGCCCAUGAUUGUAGGCUCAAACGGAAAUUUAAACCCUAUGUUUUGUAAAAAAGAAUCAUGCAUCAGCCGAGUUCUCGCAACAAACCAAAUAUCUACAAGGACUGUAAAAUUAAACCCCAGCGCCUCUGUAGGCUCUUUUACUGAAAAUUAUAAUGAAUCUCCAACACCUCAUUCAAUAGACACGUUUGAAAGGCUGCAUCUUGGAAACCCAACUGGUAGACAAGAUAUUGAGAAUUUGUGAAAGUGGUAUAAUUAUAUGAAAAAUAAAUAUAUUGAAGCAGAUUAUGAAGACUUAGAAUCGGCUGAAUUAAUAUAUGAAAUGUGCAGCCGAGAACUUGUCAGGCAGGUUUCGGUACAAUGUGUUGAAAGAGGAGAUUUAUUAAAAGAACUGUUUAUUAAAUUCCCUGAGGUAUAUAUUAAAAAAAAUGACAAGUUAAAAGAAGAAAUGAACGAGCUCAGAGACAAAUUCGAAGAAGAAAAAUCGGCAAUCAGGUCACUUCUAGAAAAAGAAAUUUCCAAUAUUAAUGCUAAAUUAAAAGAAAAAGAGAGCUUGCUUCAUAUGGAAAAAGAUAGUAAAAUCAGAGCACAAGGCAAUGCGUUGUUUUUUAAAAAAAAGCUUGAUGAAUUUAUUCACAAAUAUUUUAAAGGAAAUAAUGAUAGAAAUCGGAGUAAUUAUGAUGCACAUUUAGCUUGGCAGCUAAAAAAAAUAGCUAGGCCUCACAACCCUGACGAGCUUUCAAAAGUAUUUUGAAAAGAAGAAGAAAAUAAAGAGCAAGGAAAUAAUGAAGAUAUAAAAGAAAAUAAAUCAGACCAAAAUAAUGAAAAAACCAGCAUAAGCCAAAUGCCAACCAUUAUGGAAGAAAUCCCGAAUUUUGAAGAAUUUUUGAAUAUGAAAGACCAUGUAGAAUGUACAGACAGAGAAAUGCAAACUGAUGAAAUUGAAGAGGAAUUAAAAACUGAGCUUAGCUAUGACACAAAGGAUGUCCAAACGACACUGAUUAUUGAAGCUACUAUGGAGUCUGAUGGCACAAAAAUGAUCGAUGACAUUGAUAAGUCUGGGAUGUCUAUGUUCGAUGACAGGAAUAAUGAGGCACCUCUUAUUAAUGAAAAUCAAAAAAAUACUGAAAAUUCGGGGAAUUCAGGGAAUGUUGAUAGUGAGACUAUUUCUGCUGUAAAAAAUGAUGAGGAAGCUCUUAAUGAUAGCAGCAUUGGAAAUGAAAUACUAAAUACAUCAACGAAAUCAGAUGGAGAAAUUCCUAUUAAAGCUGUAAUUUCAAGGACUCCUUCGUUUUUACUUAUUCCUAAUGAAUCACCAAAUACAAGCAUUGAAGGUGAAUUCAAAAAAGAAAACAAAAAAAUAAGAAGAAACAGCUUCAUACCUCCACAAGCAAAUAAUGAAGCUACAAAAAAAGAGAAAAAAAAUAAAAAGGUAAUUAAAAGGAAAAGUCCUGCACCAAAACCGCCAAAAAAAUUUUCAGCGGCCGGAGUCAAGACGAUAACAGAAAUUAUUAUUUCCCCAAUUUCAAGCCCAGAAAUGGAUGAAAUCAAUAAAGAGAAAGCUGAAGAAGCAAAAGAAGAAGCUGCUAGUAAAUUAGACAUAAAAAAUCAAAAAAUGAGCCUGACUCCAACUUCGAAAAAAGAGAAAUCAGUAAAUCUUCAAAUAAAAGCUAAAUCAGAUAAUAAUGCUCAAUCAAAAAAUAAAGAAAAACAGAAAAAAGAGGAAAUUGAAAAACUGGAGAAAGAAAUCAAAGAAAAAAAGAAAAUACUGGAAAUCCUUGAUAAAGAUAUCGCACAGAAACAAAAGAUGAUAGAAAGUGUGGACUACGAGGAGCCUUUAUCAGCAGGACUCAGAGGUGGGAUAAGCCCAAUCAAUAAGAAAUCAGCUUUCUUCCAAAGCAAAAGUGGAAAAAACAAAGCUCAAUCCCCAAGAUUUUCCUUGAGAAAUGAAGAAUCCAAUUUUAUGUCAGGACAAGAUUUUGCAGAAAUUAUUCCAGAAGGUGUAGAAAUUUCUUCAUGAAAAGCCGGAUUUAAUACAGGAUAUGAAAAAGGCAGAGUUGAUGGAUUCAGUGAUGGCGAAAAACUUGGCUAUGAGCAAGGACAAACAGAUGGCUAUCUGCAAGCUAUAAAAGAACAAAGCGAAGAAAACGAAAAAGACUCAGCCUGAAGCGAAGAAAACCAGAAGGACACUAACAGUUUUUCAUUAGAUUAUAAUGAAGCUGAUGAGGCUACAAAUGAAAGGAAAAUGUCGCUGUAUAAUGCCCAUUUAAAGAAAAACCUAAAAAAAUCUGGAAAAGAGUCUACAAAAUUUAGCGAAUUUAAUUUCGCUCAUUCAGAGUUACAAAAUGCGGCUAGAAAAGUCAACCCAGCGCCUAUGCUGCUACAAAAAUUUUUAGAAAAAAAAUUAGACGCAAUCAAAAAAAAGUCCAAAAUGUCUAGAAGAAUGGUAAACCGUAUAGCAAGCUCUAUCCUUUUGGAAUGUGUAAAUAAAAUAAAAAACGAUGAAGGAUUCGAAGGGCUUCUAGAAGAAACAUAUAACGAAUUUGCAAAUAAAUAUACAUUAAGGAAUGUUGGCGAAAAGAAAUUUUUGGAAUUUGUAGCUUCAUUAAUAAAAAAUUCUGACUUCAAAAGGCCAAUAAUAUAUAUGCGAUUUAUUGGCUGUGGAAAAUUUAUAAAUUCGCAUAAUUAUAGCAAACAAAGCUUUUUAUUUUAUAUAAAUUGCUAUCAGUUUAUGCUUAAUUCGAAAAUUGGGAUUGUUGUGGGGUAUGAUGACUCAGCUGAUAAGCAGAUGUUUCCAACAGCGAGAGCAAUUGAGUGUAUAAAAGAAAGCUUUGAAGGGUUGGUAGGCAAACAUACGAUUACUAAUAUGGUGAAUGAUGUUGAAAAUAAUAGUCAAAAUGAUCCAAAGAGAAUUAAUGGAAAUGGGCUAAUUGAAUUAGAAUAUUUACUAGAGAUUAUCACUGAAAACUAUGAAAUUUACCAAAGCAGUCUAAAAGAAGGAGUUAUGGAUAUUUUAAGCAGCUUAGGAGAAGAUAAAAAUGAAACAAUAAUUGUCCAAGAAUUUUUGAUAUGGGUAAAGUACAUUUCUCCUGAUAGAAUAAAAUUUGAAGGAAACGAAAUUCAGCUGAUUGAGCCUCAUUAUAUAUCAAGAAUCAACGUAAAGCAGAAUUCUUUACCAAUAACAAACAGAGAACAAAUAUCCCGAGAAGAACUAAUACAAAAUUGCAUUGAAAAAAAUUUAUUAUCAAAAAAUGAUAUAAAAGAAUUUUUGGCUGCUAAUGAGUGCAUAAAAAACUCUAAAGAAGAAAUUGAUGCAAAAAUAGCAGAGCUAAAUGAUAUUUUACAAAAAAUGAAAUCAGAGCCUGAGAAGAAAUGGAAAAUAUCUUUUGAAUCAAUUUUUGAAGAAAAAUUGAAUUAUUUUGCUUCAGCUAUUCAAUCAGAGAAAAUUUUGGAUUUUACUUUACCAUUAAAAAUCAUCGAUUUGGAGCUUAAUAAAUACAAACAAGAUUUUAAUUUAUAA
Messenger RNA from Blepharisma stoltei, 4170 nucleotides. Lineage: Eukaryota; Ciliophora; Heterotrichea; Heterotrichida; Blepharismidae. The record is from the annotation of a GenBank genome assembly.